AUGCUGAUCUGUAUAAAUCAAUCAGAUGUCGCCGAGCGUGGUUCCCAGGUUGCCCUGAUGGAUAAAGUCUACUCGACAGCACAGAAAGUAGUCAUCUGGCUCGGAGAGGACAACCAACACACGGAGCUUGGAAUGGAAACAAUUGCUCUGAUUCAGAGGAGGAUUCUCACUGAGACACACUCGUUGCCGGUUGAUGCGUCAGACCAUGAACAGUACCGGGCUAUGGCAGAUGUGUUUACAGAGUUCCUUGCUCGCCCAGACUCAGAGAGCUGGGCUUUGGGUGUCGUUGCCCUAUACAUCAGACCUUGGUGGCGUCGUGUGUGGACGAUGCAAGAGGUUGCACCCGCUCAGCUCGCCAAGGCACAUUGUGGAUGCGACCAUCUAGCCUGGGAACAAUUUGUGCUCUUUUCGGAUUACCUCACAAUGCUGCUCAUCGUUGAAGUUUUUCGACGCCACAUAGCUCGCACCGACACAGGACGUCAAGCACUGGGAGGCCUACCAUCCAUUGUUGUCACGGCACGGUUGGUCUGGAACAUGCGAGACCGCAGAAAUUCAGGAAAGAUCAAUCCCUCGUACAUGGUACUCAUCACGUUCGACCGUCUCGUCACGGACCCUAGGGACAAAAUUUACGGUCUGCUUGCCCUUGUCAACGAUGGCGCGACACUGCAACCUAAUUACAAUCGUAGUGUAAGAGAGGUCUAUAUCGAAGGUUUCAAGGCUAUGCUUCAGAAUGCUAACGAUGCAGUACUGGUGCUUGAAGGCGUGCCCAUUGACGUUCUUGAUUUUGUGGGAGAUCCAGCACCUCCGGUGCAAGACAACAAAUUCCGAGGGUUGCAGUCGUCAGUGAAAGAUACUAUAUAUCGGUGGAAGCGUCUCGGCCUCGGUCUCGAAGGAAGCCCAGGAGCUUACGUUACGGGUGAGUCGACUUCCAGUGCAUUCUGGAGGACGAUCGUAAUCGACCAAAAGCUAGUCGAUUAUCACCCAAACUUCCGCAUGAUGGCCAAGGAGCGGGAUCAAAUUCGACUGGACGUGCCUGAUGUAGCAAUUCCACCCGCGACUCCGGAGCAAGAAGAGCAUCUUAUUCGAGUCCUGGAUAGUCCUGGUGCCUCUGGAGGUUCCAUGUCGCAUUUAUCCAACAGACGCUUUUUUAGGAGGCAAAAAGGACAUAUAGGGCUAGCCUACUUGGCGGUACAGAAAGGUGAUAUCGCGUGCGUUCUUCUAGGAGGUGACGUCCCUUAUAUUCUUAGGCCGCUGGACAAUGGCAGGUAUUCGAUGCUUGGAGGAUGGUAG
This is a messenger RNA of Cladophialophora psammophila CBS 110553, 1290 nucleotides long. RefSeq lists its product as uncharacterized. The transcript has a single exon. The record is from RefSeq and is a predicted model, not a curated record. Bases 1 to 1290 code for a protein of 429 amino acids. NCBI's taxonomy places the organism in Eukaryota, Fungi, Ascomycota, Eurotiomycetes, Chaetothyriales, Herpotrichiellaceae.